Molecule: messenger RNA, 810 nt
Organism: Lampris incognitus (smalleye Pacific opah)
Lineage: Eukaryota; Metazoa; Chordata; Actinopteri; Lampriformes; Lampridae
Product: solute carrier family 22 member 13-like
Exons: 6
Coding region: 1-810 (269 amino acids)
Biological process (GO): transmembrane transport
Cellular component (GO): membrane
Molecular function (GO): transmembrane transporter activity
Source: RefSeq, a predicted model, not a curated record
AUGAAUUGGUCAGACCCGGACCUGGAUGAGGCAAUUUCACCGUUCGGUCGUCGUUUCGUGGUCCAGAUCUCUCUGCUCCUGCAGCUGGUGGCUGGUGUGGGCUCUGCUUUCUCACCCAACAUCUAUGUUUAUAUAGCGCUGAGAUUUUUGAGUGGAGCAUCCACCUCUGGUGUCAUCAUCAACGUAUAUGUCCUUGGGGCUGAAUGGACCGGUACCUCUAAACGGGCUCUGUUCAUCGUCAUCCCACACACUUUCUACUCAGUCGGACUGAUGAUGUUAUCAGGCGUCGCCUAUGGGAUCCGCAACUGGAGGAUCAUGCACUUGGUGCUCUUCAGCCCUAUCAUCCUGUCCUUCGGUCUCUUCCACUGGGUUCUCCCGGAGUCGGCCCGCUGGCUCAUGACGCAGGGUAGGAAGGAGGAGGCACGACAGGCGAUCCGGAAGGCAGCUGGGGUAAAUAGGAGGAAGGUCCCCGAAGCGCUGCUGGAUAAGCUGGAGGUGGAGACGACUCCUGAAGCAGGAAGCAUCCUGGACCUCUUCAGGGUAUCUUAUCUGAGAAAGUGUACUAUCAGUAUGGGCUGCAUUUGGUUUGCAAUAAGUGUGGUCUACUAUGGACUCAGCCUAAAUGUUGGCAACUUUGGCCUUGAUAUCUACCUCACUCAGUUCAUCUUCGGCAUUGUAGAAGUUCCUGCGCGUCUAGGCAGCGCGGUGAUUAUCGACCACUUUGGAAGGAGAAUAUGUCUGAUAGUUACCCUGGUGUGUGGGGGCGCCACGUGCCUGUCGAUCCUCGCUAUUCCAAAGGGUAUCCUCUAG